AUGACGGGGCACGGCAUUCCGCUUGGCACCCUCAAGGAAUGUCUCAUGUUCCUGCAGUGGCUCAAUGGCAAUAAAUGCGUGCAAGAACAGCUGGCCUACCGACUGAAAAGGCUUCUUGAUGGCAAAUACAAUACUGUUGAUCAACAGCACAUUGCAUCCGCACUCUCUCAAUUCCUCACUAAUGUGUCUAGGUUUCAUACGAGGCUAUGCAAUAAAGCAGGUCAGAGCAAAAAUAAUCCAAAAACCACAAAACCUGCCCUCAACGCUGUACUCAACUGCAUACCCAAACUGCUUGCCGCCGUGUACUUUCUGAGGUACCAGGUGGAUGAACGUUUCAAAGCAAUGGGUGGAGGAGGGUGGGCUGGUGAUAUGGUUGGAGGGGUUGCACUGCAUAUGUCUUUAGCCAAAGAAAUCGAUAGGUACCUCAUUGCUAAAUCCGGCGAUACAACGUACGGCGUAAUGCCUGGAGGCUUCGAUGCAAGUGACCUGAAAAGUGGUCAUCUGAGUGGUUACUCUCCUGCUUCUGCCAUGGUCAAAGACAUUCAAAGUAUUCUGAACAAGCAAGAUAAAGUACAAAAUUAUUUCCUCGACGUGUAUUCCACAACAGUAAUUCCAGACUCCGGCGCUGACACCGCGAACGUUGCCAACGCUCUGCGUUUGGUGGAGGAUUUCUGCAGGAUAUUUGGAGGCUUAAAGAGCGAGGAGGACUUUAAGAGUCAUUUGUAUAGGAAGAAUAGAUGCAUCCAGUGGAAUGAAUUAAGAGAUCAUUGCAACAAACUGAAGGAUUCACUCAGCAAAAUUUUCAAGGAGAAUAAAUUUUCCUUCACUGGCUAUGCGCGGCAAGAUGAAUUCCUUAAACACCAAGAUAUCGCCAAGAAGAUGGCCAACUGGUUUAAACAGAAUUUGCAUAAAGUGAAAGAUAGUGUGGAAAAUAUUCAGGCUUUUAGUGAUGUAAGAGAGCUUAAGAAGCUUAAGAAGGGAAGUGCCCUGAAGCAAGCUGAUAUAACGGCCCUUCAAAAUUAUUUCAUCAACAACUUCAUUCGCUACGGGUUCACGUUUUAUGGUCACCAGUACAACAAAAAUGCUCCGUAUGAUCUUUUGAAAAAUGAGUGGGACACUGCAAUCCGUGAGCUUAAAAGCAGCGGUGGAGGAUUGGAAAAGCUUGUGGAUAUUCUGAAUGGUGAGAAGUGUAAAGCAGAAGAGCAAGAAAGGCAACAGAGGCAAGAUAAAAAUCAAGAAAAUGUGGAUGACCAAGAUGAAGAGGAAGAUGAGGAGCCGGAGGAUGAAGAGUUGCUGGACAGUGGAAAGACUGUUAAAAUUCCCAAACCAAAACCCCCAAAGCCUGUGGUCACCAAGGCCGAGGCGGCGAAGCCGACUGCCAGUAAAGUUGAAGGAACUUCAAACCAAGGCAAGAAAAGUGAGGGAGCACAGAACCAGGGGAAGAAGGCGGAGGGAGCACAGAACCAGGGCAAGAAGGCGGAGGGAGCACAGAACCAGGGCAAGAAAAGUGAGGGAGCACAGAACCAGGGCAAGAAAGGUGAGGGAUUUCCAACUCCACAAGUUACAGACUCGGCUGCUCCAUCUCCGACUCCCGGUGCUCCAGGAGAUGCAGGCCCAAAAGGAGAUCAAGGCCCGCAAGGGUCUCCUGUUACAGUGACUCCGGUGCCUACUGUUACAGUGUCUCCGACGUCUCAGGACACAAUUUCACCAGUUCAAAACACUGUGCAACAUCAACAACCUGUUCCAAGCCCGUCAAUUCCUCCCCCUCCACCGGCUCCUCCCAGUACUUCUGGAGCCCCUGGCUCCCCUAGUCAGCCAGGUCAGGGUUUGCCAGGCGAUGGUUCUCCAGGACCACUCCCUGGUUCCCCUCAAGAUUCUGUGCUUACUCAGUCUCCAAGUGCUUCAAGUUCAAGCCCUGGGUCAACUGGUGGCAGGGGGACUGGGCAACAGGGUGAUCAAAAUGGUAGUAAAGAUGUUAGUCAGCCAACAAGUCAAGGCUCCGGUCAAACCCCAAGCAGCGUCACUACUACGUCGGGUGCCACGGCGUCUGGUGGAGGUGGGGGUAGGAGUGGGUCAGGAGAUAAGGUUGUUCCUCAAUCCGUUCCAAAUGUUAGUAAAAAACAGUGCAAAUCAGAUGAAUAUUUAGUGAAAGAUUCCGGUGGCAAUGAAAUGUGUUUUCGAAAUCCUCAGAAUCCCGCCCCAACCAAAUCAUACGGCCCCAACCUUUCCCCCGAUUUUCUAAAGAAACUUAGAGAAAAAGAAGCAGACGUCCUUAAAAAGGCGGAAGAGGAGGAGGAACGGAGACGUCAGCAAUAUUUACAGUAUUACUAUCCUAAAACAUUUCAUCAGAUCCCUACUGCUGUUGAGUCUUCAGCCACUAUGGGCCUUGAUGGCGUCGACGUCUCCAAUGAAUCUUUGUAUGAUCCCGGCCUAUGGUGGGAACAAAGGUAUAGAAAUGAUUGGAAUUAUCCGAAGCAAUUAGUAGAGUGGACUGCAAAAAAGGAGCAAGAGAAAUUCGAGAGAAAUCUUGAAGAAGCUAAGCAAAAUGUAUCGAAACAACUUAAGGACACCUGGAUACUUCAGGAAUUACGGGACGACGACCUUGGCCACGUCGUCGUACCUUACAUACAUACGUCGAUGCCACUUCCGGAUCCGGAGUAUCCGGACCCGUUAGCACCCAAAGCUUUGUCACUGUCAGGAUCAGUCAUUGAUUCGCCGCCUCCUGAGACAGAUGACCCAGUGCCGCCGCCAACUGGUGACCAAUACGACUGGGACAUCGAAGUUGUACAACCGCAUCCAGACGCAGUGGAGAGCGCACUUAUAGGCAUAGAUCCGUAUUCUGACGUGAAAGACGAUGGACUGGUAUUCGAAAAAAUUGAUCGCCAAUCUGAUGCCAAACAAGAUUAUGUCGACCUCCACAUUGAUGUCCGCAAGCCCAUUGUUCAAGACCUUGUCGAUAAUCCUGAUGAAUACCUUUACUCCAACGCGGAGGAUAUCCUGCGGGACGAGUUGAAAAAUGCGGAGUCCUGGCAUGGUGAAGACAAAGGAUUUUCUGCCCUGCCCAAGAGUAAUUUCAACAUUGAAUUUACUCCAUCAUUUUUAGAAUCUGAUGGGAAGCAUGAUGCUGGUAUUACCCGCGGUACUCCAAGGAAGCCAUAUGACCAGCACAUUCCAGUGUUCCCUGACUCCGGAGAAUGCCAAGCUCCCUGGUACGCCCAUGAUGCCUCACAUUCCACCGACCAACUAACUCUCUCCCCGCCCCCAGCCUCGGACCAUCUGCCCCCGCCAAACACCGUCAGGGAAAUGCUCCACUGGCUGGUCGGGUUGACUCAAUAUGGGUAUAUUGGCGCGAUCGAGAAUCAUGUUAAGAGCCUUUUGAGGGAGCUUAACGAGGAUGCCUCCCAUCCUUCAGACGCCCUAGAUGUCACCGGGGAUCCCACUCAGCUGACCGCUUCCCAUGUAUCCAACACCCUGACCGAGGCGUCCCUCUACUCGGCAAACGUUCUCCACAGGCUCAAGCACAAAGACAUUUCGACAGCCGAUACAAUGCCUGACUUCAGCUCAGAAUAUUCCAAGCUUUGUUAUUCCUCGGACCCCGCCCGCCUCCUCUGCCAGCUGCGGGACUACGUCUACGCCUGCUGCCACCAGUUGGAGUUCCUAAAGGCGCAGUGUUCUAGGAAGGCAUCUGAGGGUGGAUGGCAGGAUUGUGAAUAUGGCCAAGAUGCCAAGACUCCGUCCCCCCUCCAGGCCUUCCUGACUGACGCCCCCAACUCCAAGCUCAAGACGCAUCCCUUCGACCCGCGCAACAUCUGCCUCAAGAGCCGUGUCAACAUGGGAUUCACAAAGGAAGAUUUGCCUAAACCUCACGAAACUGGCAAGCAUAUUUCCACCAUCCUCUCUCCCACCUGCGGCGGCGAGGGUCCCCUGCUGACGCUGUCCUCUUACCUCAACUGCCUCACCCAGCGGACGCCGCGCACCACCGGGGAGCUUGUGUCUUUCUUCCACCAUUUCGGGAACGAGCUGCACGAUGCGUCUCUCAAGUUGUCUCCACUGGGCUCCGCCCUCCACAAGCCACAUCCUCACUGCCCCGACUGGGACCGCCUUGGUAACUCCCACCUUCGAGUCAUCAAGGACAUCCGAGGCUCCGACCCUCCCACCUCCAACCACGACCAUGCAAAGACCCUGUCCACGCUGCAUAUGAAGCCCAUCACCUAUCGGGCCUACGCCCUGUACUCCACGGCGUUCGUCCACCACUACCUCAGCUGGGUGGUCCACCUAACCGACAGACUGUGGGAGUCACUGACCAAGCUGCACUGUGAUCUCGAGGAACUUCAAUGUCACGCCGCCAAGCCCAAGCCCCUCCACCAGUGUGACAAGGCCCUGCCGCUGCUCUACACUCACGGCCUCACCCCGCCGGACGGGACACUGCAGCCUUCACUCACGUGUUCACAGUUCAUCGCCAAGUUGGAGGCAGUGGUCGCCGGACAGCCUAUCGCAAGCCUCAUGACCGCCAUGGACCUUUUCCUUUACGGCAUCCGGGAGCCCUUCCUCUUCACCAUCGUCGCACUCUGGCUCACCGCCACGCUCUACAUCGCCCACUCACUACUCUACCGCAUGGACGUCCUGCGCAUCCGCUCCCACCUUCUCACCACCAGGGCCUCUCACCUCAUCGACGUCAAGGCGCUGCUCGCCGGAAGCCGCAGGAUGCUCUCGCUCUACAAGGACGUCGACUACUUCGACGAUGACUUUCACUCGUGA
This is a messenger RNA of Babesia ovata, 4758 nucleotides long. RefSeq names its product ribosome binding protein. NCBI's taxonomy places the organism in Eukaryota, Apicomplexa, Aconoidasida, Piroplasmida, Babesiidae. Bases 1 to 4758 code for a protein of 1585 amino acids. The record is from RefSeq and is a predicted model, not a curated record. The transcript is spliced from 2 exons.